CUCCAAACUUGGUGUGUUGACAUUUGUGCUGUCGUGGAACCGUGCUGCACGUGGUUCGGUCGGGUGUGCUUGUGUCUGCUUGUUGUUGUGUUCCUGCGGCGACAUGCGAACGACGCUGGUGGUUGAAGCGGCGAUGCUUGGGCUGACAGCCAUGGUCAGCCCUUGCUUGCUGCCGCUGCACGCGGCGGUGCUCCUGAGCAGCAGCCUGUACACCUGUAGCUGGUGCACCGAUGGUAACAAGCAAGCCCAUGCGUCUUCGUCCCAGGUGACAUCGCCCUCCUCCACAGCGGGGAACGCCUCCCAGGCGCAGGUGCAGGCGCAGGAACAGCAUGCGCAAGACGCAGCCAAGGAAGGGGCACUCUACGUGCCCGAGCUCAAGUUGCCGUCAACCGACAGCAAGCGCAGGGUGGUGCUGAUCCUUGGCGACGGGAACUUCUCUUUCUCCCUGUCAUUGGCGGAUGCCCUUUGGGGACGCUGCAUCUCCAAGCCGGCAGCCGAUGCUUUCUUCAGCACCAACACGUUCGACAUCAGUGAUGACCUCUACAUCCUCGCGACAUCCUUUGAUCAGCGGGAGGAGCUGUUGGACAAGUACCCAGAGACAGCUGGCAUCCUUGAGCGCCUCCAACGGUUCUCACACGUCCAGGUACUGCACGGCAUUAACGCGUGGCAGAUUCAGGAUCAACUUCCCGGCGUGCAGUUUGAUGCGAUUGUGUGGAAUCACCCCCAUCUUGGCGUGGAGGACUUCCGGCUGCACAAGUUCCUCAUGGCCCACUUCUUUCACAGCGCAGAGCAGUGCCUAGCACCCAACGGCUUUGUCAGCGUGUCCCUGGUCCAAGGGCAGGCUGAGCGCUGGGACAUUACACCACAGGCUCUGAAGAGCGGCCUGCAUGUCAGCAAGCACGCUGCGUUUGAUCCGUGUGCGUGGUACGGGUACCAGACGAAGCGAAACCGGACGGGCCAGUCAUUCCAGAACCAGCACACGCAGCGCCACACCAAGAGCAGCAUGUCCUCGCAACUCCUGCAGUACCGUCGUCGCACUUCAACAACCGCCACGGCAGCCGAGGGUGCUCAACACCAACAGCAUCAACAGCAGCAACAACAAUCCAGCACUGCAAGCGCACCGCGCACACCUCAAUCAGAUUCGGCCACGGUUGCACCGGCACCGGCAUAUGAGGACAAGAAGAGCGUGCCAAAGCCGCCACCAGCGCCCGCAGCGCACGUGUGCCAGGAGUGCGGCAAAGGGUUUGCGCUCCGUCGCGGUCUCAAGACACACACGCGGCAGGUGCACGAGCUGAAGAAGUACGGCCAGUGGACACCGAACAUGAAGAAGCAGCUGACGUGCGACGAGUGCGGCAAGCGGUUCCACGAUGACGAGGCCUUGUGGCAGCAUCGCGUGUCCAAGCACAGCGCAGCGCCGGCACCGGAUCCGCAGCGCCCGCUCUCAACAGCGGACGAGCUCACCGCCCCCGACGUGCACUACAUCCCCUGCCCGGUGUGUGGACAAGCCAUUCCGGACUACUGGCACAUCGAGCAGCACCUUGAAAUGCUCAAACCGCUCGUCGGAAUUAAGGCCGUAUGCAAGCUGUGCAGCAAAGUGUUCACAGAGCACCGGGCGCUUGGGCAGCAUCUCAACUUUUGCCGUGUGGAAAUCCCACCCGAGCUGAUGGUACGACGAAGGCGCAGGCAACGGCAGCCGCAACACAGACAAGACAGCACCCACUGAUUGUGUGUGUGUGUGUGUGUGUG
Molecule: messenger RNA, 1746 nt
Organism: Salpingoeca rosetta
Lineage: Eukaryota; Choanoflagellata; Craspedida; Salpingoecidae
Exons: 6
Coding region: 104-1723 (539 amino acids)
Biological process (GO): rRNA base methylation
Cellular component (GO): cytoplasm
Molecular function (GO): rRNA (uridine-N3-)-methyltransferase activity
Source: RefSeq, a predicted model, not a curated record